Molecule: messenger RNA, 2264 nt
Organism: Monodelphis domestica (gray short-tailed opossum)
Lineage: Eukaryota; Metazoa; Chordata; Mammalia; Didelphimorphia; Didelphidae
Source: RefSeq, a predicted model, not a curated record
CCCGGGGCCACCGGCCUUCCUGGCCGACUGGCUGGCCUGCCUGCCUGCCUUCCACCUGGCAGCUCCGGGAGUUGAAAGAGCCGCAAUGUGGAGCUUCGAACAGUAGAAGGAAAGUAGGUUGCACCCACUGAAAAUGCCUCUAAGGGACAACUGCUGUCAGACUGACCACCAUCAUCAUGGAUGCUGUGAACCAGUAUAUAUUCUGGAACCUGGAGAUCCUCCUUUGUUACAGCAGCCAUUGCAGACUUCCAAAUCUGGCAUUCAACAAAGUAUUGAAUGCUUUCGAUCAGGAACUAAACAACUAAAACACAUUUUAUUAAGAGAUGUGGACACAAUUUUUGAGUGUAAAUUAUGUCGCCGUCUCUUCAGAGGAUUACCAAAUUUAAUUACUCAUAAAAAAUUCUACUGCCCUCCAAGUCUCCAGAUGGAUGACAACCUUCCUAAUGUAAAUGAUAAACAAAGCCAAGCCAUAAAUGAUCUCCUAGAAGCCAUUUAUCCAAGCAUGGACAAAUGAGAAUAUAUUAUUAGGCUAGAACCCAUAGAAACUAAUCAGAAUGCAGUGUUUCAGUGUAUUUCAAGGACUAAUAACCCAGCUGAGGUCACUGAGUCAAGUAAUUCUCCUGAUCAAACUCAAGUUCAGAUGCAAGAAUCUAACACUGAACAGUCCAAAACAACUCCAGUUCCAGAUGCAGAAGUAGAAAUUGUAGAACCCCCGCCUACAGAAACAGUUGCAAAUGAAGCAACACCAGCUUCUGAUGAGCAGCCUCAGGAAUCACACACUGACUUGGAAACUUCUGAUAAUUCUGAUUUUGGCCACCAGUUGAUUUGUUGUCUUUGUAGAAAAGAAUUCAACUCCAGACGUGGUAUUCUCUGGCACAUUAGGAAAGUACACAAAAAAAAGAUGGAAGAACUAAAGAAGUACAUUGAAACACGAAAGAAUCCAAACCAGUCUUCUACUAAAGGAUGCAAUAAGAAUGUUCUAGUAACAUUGAGUAGAAGUUGUCCAGUAUGUUAAAAAUCUUUUGCUACAAAAGCGAAUGUAAGGAGGCAUUUUGAUGAAGUUCAUAGAGGACUGAGGAGGGAUUCAAUUACUCCUGAUAUAGCUACAAAGCCUGGGCAGCCUUUGUUCCUGGAUACUGUUUCUUCUAAAAAAUCUUUUAAGACGUGGAAACAAAAGUCUUCUUCAAAAGCUGAAUACAAUUUAACUGCAUGCAAAUGCCUUCUUUGCAAGAGGAAAUAUAGUUCACAAAUAAUGCUUAAAAGACAUAUGCAAAUUGUUCACAAGAUAACUCUUUCUGGAACAAACUCUAAAAGAGAGAAAGGCCCUAAUAAUACUGCCAACAGCACAGAAAUAAAAGUAAAAGUUGAACCAUCAGACUCUGUAGAAUCUUCACCCUCUUCUAUUACCCAUUCUACACAGAAUGAAUUAAAGGGAACAAAUCAUUCAAAUGAGAAAAAGAACACACUGGCAGCACAGAAAAAUAAAGUUAAGCAAGACUUGGACAACCCUAAAUCAACAAGUCCUUCUGCUGCAGGUGGCCAGCAAAAAACCAGGAAACCAAAACUUUCAGCUGGCUUUGACUUCAAGCAGCUUUACUGUAAUCUUUGUAAAGGCCAAUUUACUUCCAAGCAGAACUUGACUAAACACAUUGAGUUGCACACAGAUGGAAAUAACAUUUAUGUUAAAUUCUAUAAGUGUCCACUUUGCACUUAUGAAACGCAUCGGAAACAUGAUGUGAUAAGGCACAUAACUGUGGUUCACAAAAAAUCAUCACGUUAUCUUGGGAAAAUCACAGCCAGUUUAGAGAUCAGAGCUAUAAAAAAGCCCAUUGAUUUUGUUCUAAAUAAAGUGGCAAAAAGAGGCCCUCCAAGGGAUGAAGCGAAGCAGAAUGAUUCAAAACAUGAUAGAACUUCUAAUUCUCCCAACAAAAAGUAUGAAGUAGCUGAUGUUGGCAUUGAAGUAAAAGACAAAAACUUUUCUCUUCACAGAUGCAAUAAGUGUGGAAAGGCAUUUGCAAAAAAGAUUUACCUUGAACAUUAUAAGAAAACUCACAAGGCAAAUGCUUCUAAUUCACCUGAAGGAAAUAAAACCAAAGGCCGAAGUACAAGAUCUAAGGCUCUUGUCUGAUAACUUCAAGUGAUGUAUGGAAAGGUUUGGAGUUCAUUUGUGUGGAAAGACUUUAAAUUGAUGUUAGAACCACUAACGUCUUCAAAUGGUACUAUAAGGAUAAAAAGAAAAAUAUUUUCAUAAAUAUUCAACUGUU